Scylla paramamosain (green mud crab) is the source of this 6995-nucleotide messenger RNA. RefSeq lists its product as uncharacterized. The transcript is spliced from 7 exons. Lineage: Eukaryota; Metazoa; Arthropoda; Malacostraca; Decapoda; Portunidae. The record is from RefSeq and is a predicted model, not a curated record. The coding region runs from base 1038 to 2189 and encodes 383 amino acids.
GGGGAAGGAGCAGCCUGGAGGAGGAGGAGGAGGAGGAGGAGGAGGGGUUAGAGGCCGCCCCUGCCUCCACCAAUGACAUGAAAUCUGAGGUCAACCAUUCCAUGACCUAUUCCAGCAUUACUGACCCUACUACUGGGUGUUGAUGAUAAGCUCUUGGGAAAAUGACAAUCCACAGAGGACAUGUCUGUUGUCAAAAUAACAGGUGUACUUCUUACAUUGAGUGGGUGGUCAAGAGGCCCAGGAGCUUUUCUCCGGUGUAAAGGCUGCUGCAGAUCUGUAGGACGGUGGAGUUUCCUGACACAAGCUGAGGCUAAGCUAGAAGGACCUACCUUAAGGUCCUUUGAGAUACCAGGAGUUGUUUCAAGAAAGCAUGGCACCAGUGACUCUGAGAAUUCAGAAGAAGGUGGUGUCUUUGUAAGUCCAGAGCCUGAGGAUACUCAUUCUCAAUGGCGAAUGAGGUUAAGAGAGACGGGCGAGUGAGCAGAGCCCCUCUGAAGAGCUACGUCCACGCAGAAGGAAGGGAAGUGAAAGAUGGAGAAAGGACACCACCAGCACAGUAGCCAGAUGGAUGCCAGUGAGGAACCCUUUGUCAUUCAUACUCUUCUUAUUAACAAACAAAAGCACUUAUUCCAUUACCACGACGCGAUGCACGACAGGGUGAAAAAAAUCCUCAAAGAACGACAGAAGGAAGCCGAGGACUCCUUAGUGGCACACCUUCAAGUCUGCCUUCCCUCAGCUGUUCAACAUAUUCAUGGCCUUUGUGACUUUGGCAAUCUUCCCUGCAGGCCUGGCGGGUCAAGGUAUGGGAAGCAUCACCCCUUCACCCCAGACACCCUCCCCACACCCCAGGCCCCACACACCCCUGGGGAGAGGCAGGAACACACCCCAAACAGCUGUCAUGUCUCAAAAUCAAAUCAAAGGGAAUUUUUGAAGACUUGGGGUUCAGACAGUGGUACCCCUGCUUCUCCCCCAACCCCACACCCCGGACGCCCCUCCAUGCCACCCCGUGGACACCCUGGGGGAGGCUGCCGCACCCCAUGCACCCCACACACCCCAUGAAUGCCGACAGUGGGUGCCCAGAGUUGCAUCACAAAACGCAAGCCUGGACCCAGUUGACUUCACACAGUCUUCUCAGCCCUCCCACAGCCUUUGACAGCCUCCCACAGUGCAUCACAGCCUCCUACAGCAUUGGAUGCCAGAACACAGCACACCAAUCCUUCCCACAGUGGCCAGAAACAGCACACAGCAAAAUGGUUAACCAGAAUGAACAGACACACGAACUGACACACAUAGACACAGCGCCAAACGCCAUAGAGCCAACGCACAGCAUCCCACAGCAGCCAGGGGGACAGCACAGCAUCACGGACUCCCCAGACACCCUCAGAACACCACAGCACACAGCACAGGAUGAAAUAUUAAGCUUAGCCUUUGCAUCACCUGUCAUAAACAGCACUGGGGGAGAUGACAGCACACAGUGGCACACAGCAGGGACCCAGGGACUAGUGAGGACUGAACAGCAAGCCACAGCAUCACCACACCCUGUGGAUGCUGUGAGGGAAGCAGGACGACCACACACAAGGCACAAGAUUGAGAAACGGACAGAAAGAGGAACCAUCAAUUCGAAGGAUCAUUUUAAAAACAAGACUCAUAACUUCUGCUGCUACUUCUGCUGCUACUACUGCUACUAUUACUGCGGCUACUGCUAUACGGGGUGCAUCUGUGUCCUCCAGCAAUAUUUACCAGUGUAUCAAGACUUAGACAAGACUUCACCAUUAAACAAGAUGAAAAUCUCGGAACAGGGAAGGAGAAAAAUAACUCGAAGAACGAGAAGGACAAGAGGAAGGCGCGACACUGACACACAAACGCACACACACAUAAAACGGAAGCCACUACAGGCUUUAGACCUCUCAUGUGACUCUGGCAACAGUGAUCCCAGUGUUACCAAACCCCUGUGUGACUCUAGGAGCGCGGACAGCCGGAAACAAGGGCUGGGGAGGCCGGGAGUGAGGUCAGGGGUCACAGGAGAGGGAAACAGUGCUCUUCCUCUUCCUCCUCGCUGCAGUUCAGGUCACCACAGCCUUGCCGCAGCCAGCCACACCCACCACGGGCCUCCACACACCCUCACGCAGCAGUGCCAAGGCUGGACACAGCACUGCACAGCCCAGAACAGUCUAUGCCUAAUUCUCUAGUCAUUUAUAUUCAGAAUUUAACCCCCCUUGUGAGGACAGCGACUACCACCACCACCACCACCAGCACAGCCAAGCAGAUGCAGACACAGAAGAAGGAUAAUAUCACAUGACCUCUCCCACACCCUUGACCUGACCAUGUAACUGGCCAGGACCAUACUGAGGCGAUCUGAGAGUCUCCUAACUUCUCUGCCCCAACCCAGCGGCAGAAAUAGCCCAAGAAGUAGCCCAAAUGUAGCCUGCCAUAAGAGAUAGCCCAGUAGCUAAAAAAAAUAGCCCAAAGAUUAGGUUGCCCAAAAAAUAGCCCAAAGAAUGUGGUUUUUUAUGUUUUAUUUAUUUAGUUUAUUUAUUUUAAUUGUAAAGGAAGUUAAGAAUUUUUUUUUUAAGUCAGUCAGUUCUCUAAGUCAAGAAAGGUGUGUGUCAGUCAGUCAGUCAGUCAGUCAGUCAGUCAGUCAGACAGACAGACAGACAGACAGACAGACAGACAGACAGACAGACAGACUUAUGCCAUUGAGAAAAUGACAUUAAGCUCUAGGCUAUUAAAAGUAGAUUUGAUAUUUGAGAGAGAGAGAGAGAGAGAGAGAGAGAGAGAGAGAGAGAUAAUAAUUGUAGUAUGUGUGUGUGAGAAACAUGACUGGCUGCCCAGAUCACCCUUUGAGGCAGCUGAUUGGUUGACAACUUGGUGCUUGUAUCUGAUUGGUCACCAUGACUUAGAUGUGACACGUGAUUGGUUGGAAUUACUACUGUUACUGUUAUUUUUAAGUUCUGACUAAGUGUAAUGGGAAAUGUUGUGUUUCUGAUAAGUUUUUUUGUCAUUUUCAAGUUUGGCUGAGUUCUGACUAAGUUCUGAAUUUAAAUGCAUUUUUGUGAAGAUUUUUAGUCUAGGAAAGUUUGGUUAAUUUUUUUUUUGAAUUUCUGAGUGAAAAUGUUGUGUUUCUGAUAAGUUUUUAAGGUCAUUUUCAAGUCUGGCCAAGUUCUGACUAAGUUCUGAAUUAAAAUAUUGUGUUUUUGUGAAGAUUUUUGGUCUAGGAAAGUUUGGCUAAUUUUUUUAAAGUUCUGAGUCAAAAGGUUGUGUUUCUGAUAAGUUUUUUAUGUCAUUUUCAAGUUUGGCCAAGUUCUGACUAAGUUCUGAAUUUAAAUAUUGUGUUUUUGUGAAGAUUUUUUAUUAAGGAAAGUUUGGCUAAUUUUUUUUUAAGAUCUGAGUCAAAAUGUUGUGUUUCUGAUAAGUUUUUAAGGUCAUUUUCAGGUUUGGCCAAGUUCUGACUAAGUUCUGAAUUUAAAUAUUGUGUUUUUGUGAAGAUUUUUUAUUAAGGAAAGUUUGGCUAAUUUUUUUUUAAGAUCUGAGUCAAAAUGUUGUGUUUCUGAUAAAUUUUUUAUGUUAUUUUCAAGUUUGGCCAAGUUCUGACUAAGUUCUGAAUUAAAAUAUUGUGUUUUUGUGAAGAUUUUUGGUCUAGGAAAGUUUGGCUAAUUUUUUUUAAGUUCUGAGUCAAAAGGUUGUGUUUCUGAUAAGUUUUUUUAUGUCAUUUUCAGGUUUGGCCAAGUUCUGACUAAGUUCUGAAUUUAAAUAUUGUGUUUUUGUGAAGAUUUUUUAUUAAGGAAAGUUUGACUAAUUUUUUUUAAGUUCUGAGUCAAAAUGUUGUGUUUCUGAUAAGUUUUUUGUUAUUUUCAAGUUUGGCCAAGUUCUGACUAAGUUCUGAAUUAAAAUAUUGUGUUUUUGUGAAGAUUUUUGGUCUAGGAAAGUUUGGCUGAUUUUUUUUAAAGUUCUGAGUCAAAAUGUUGUGUUUCUGAUAAGUUUUUAAGGUCAUUUUCAGGUUUGGCCAAGUUCUGACUAAGUUCUGAAUUUAAAUAUUGUGUUUUUGUGAAGAUUUUUUAUUAAGGAAAGUUUGGCUAAUUUUUUUUUAAGAUCUGAGUCAAAAUGUUGUGUUUCUGAUAAAUUUUUUGUUAUUUUCAAGUUUGGCCAAGUUCUGACUAAGUUCUGAAUUAAAAUAUUGUGUUUUUGUGAAGAUUUUUGGUCUAGGAAAGUUUGGCUAAUUUUUUUAAGUUCUGAGUCAAAAGGUUGUGUUUCUGAUAAGUUUUUUUAUGUCAUUUUCAGGUUUGGCCAAGUUCUGACUAAGUUCUGAAUUUAAAUAUUGUGUUUUUGUGAAGAUUUUUUAUUAAGGAAAGUUUGGCUAAUUUUUUUAAAGUUCUGAGUCAAAAUGUUGUGCUUCUGAUAAGUUUUUAAUGUUAUUUUCAAGUUUGGCCAAGUUCUAAGUUCUGAAUUUAAAUAUUGUGUUUUUGUGAAGAUUUUUUUUAUUAAGGAAAGUUUGGCUAAUUUUUUUUAAGUUCUGAGUCAAAAUGUUGUGUUUCUGAUAAGUUUUUUAUGUUAUUUUCAAGUUUGGCCAAGUUCUGACUAAGUUCUGAAUUUAAAUAUUGUGUUUUUGUGAAGAUUUUUUAUUAAGGAAAGUUUGGCUAAUUUUUUUAAGUUCUGAGUCAAAAGGUUGUGUUUCUGAUAAGUUUUUUUAUGUUAUUUUCAAGUUUGGCCAAGUUCUGACUAAGUUCUGAAUUUAAAUAUUGUGUUUUUGUGAAGAUUUUUUAUUAAGGAAAGUUUGGCUAAUUUUUUUUAAGUUCUGAGUCAAAAGGUUGUGUUUCUGAUAAGUUUUUUUAUGUUAUUUUCAAGUUUGGCCAAGUUCUGACUAAGUUCUGAAUUUAAAUAUUGUGUUUUUGUGAAGAUUUUUUAUUAAGGAAAGUUUGGCUAAUUUUUUUUAAGUUCUGAGUCAAAAUGUUGUGUUUCUGAUAAGUUUUUUAUGUUAUUUUCAAGUUUGGCCAAGUUCUAAGUUAUAAUUGAAAGUAUUGUGUUUUUGACAAGAUUAUAAGUGUGAAAGUUUGUGUUAAGUUCAUUGCAGUGAAAGUUGAUGUGUAUACUUAAGUUAUUCACUUAUAGAAACUUAUAAGGGCAUAAAGGUUACAUUGAAAAAAUUAGAGGAAUAAAUGUUUACUUAUUUUGUAUUGUGAGAGAGAGAGAGAGAGAGAGAGAGAGAGGUCAGGUGCCUUCUAAUGAUAAUGAUGAUGAUAAUAAUAAUAAUAAUAAUAAUAAUAAUAAUAAUAAUAACUAGUAUUCAUACCAAAAUAUCCAUCCAUAGAAAAUAUUCAUGUUUUUACUAUUAUUAUUAUUAUUAUUAUUAUUAUUAUUACUAUUAUUAUUAUUGCUGCUGCUACUACUACUACUACUACUACUACUACUACUACUACUACUACUACUACUACUACUACUACUACUACUACUACUACUACUACUACUACUACUACUACCACCACCAAACGCCACCAAUACACUCCCACCACUACCACCACUACUACUACUACUACUACUACUACUACUACUACUACUACUACUACUACUACUACUACUACUACUACCACCACCACCACCACCACCACCAAACACCACCAAUACACUCCCACCACUACCACCACUACUACUACUACUACUACUACUACUACUACUACUACUACUACUAUUUUUUCCAUGCAAUUAGGCAUAUUAGGAUCAUCAUCAUCAGUAGUAGCAGUAGUAGGCCUAGUCAUUACACACACAAUAAUUCAUAAUAAACUUGUAUAUAUAUUUUUCUGCAUAUUUCAAUUUCUUAUUUUAUUUAUUCCAAUGAUUUUAACUAAUACACUCCAUGUUUAGACCUAUGUGUGUGUGUGUGUGUGUGUGUGUGUUAGGUGACCCAGCAUGACCUCACUGUGACCUCUGCAUUUUGAGUCAAGUCUGGUGAGAAAUUGAUGUACACUAGCAUUGAAACCAUUGGAGAUUCAAAUAAGCUAGGCAGUGUUGUGUUGUGUUCGGGGUGUUCGGCUAAGAAUUAAAAUUGUGUUUCGGAUAAGCUGGCCAGUGUUGUGUUGUGUUCAGGGUGUUUGGCAAAGGAAAAACUGUAUUUGGGAUAAGGUGUGUGCAUUUUUGGGUAUUUGGUGUAGGGUAAACUGUUGUAUUUUGGGUAAACUGUUGUAUUUUGGGUAAACCAGCAGAAUAUUGGAUAAAGUUGUGUUUGUGAUGAAAGAAAUUGUGUGUAGAAUAUUUAGGUGAAAGAUAAGCAGUGUUUUUUAAUUAGAUACAGAAGUGGUGUGUGUGUUUUUUUGGUGUUUGGUAAAGGAUGAACUUGUAAUUGAAAUGGUGUUGAGGAUUGUGAAAAUUUUGUUAAACUUAUUUCAUAGUAUCUAAUUCUUUUCUGUGGUCUUCUUCCUCCUCCUCUUUUUUCUUUCUUUCUUGUGUUCCUUCUUCCUCUUUCCCUUUCUUUUCUUUCUGGUGUUCCUUCUUCUUCCUCUUCUUUCUCUUGUCCUUUUCUUUUCUUGUUCCUUCUCCUUUCUCUUCUUCCUCUUCCUUCUGUCUUUUUGUUGAGUUUUGUCUUCCUUCUUCCUUUGUUGUCUUGUCUCUUCUUCCUGUCUUCCUCUUUUAAUUUACUGUUUUAUAUUCCUCCUCCUCCUCCUCUUCCUCUCUUUCAUUCUUCCCGUCAUCCUCUUCACUUCUUCAUUCUUCCCGUCAUCCUCUUCACUUGUCUUCCUUUAAUUCAUAUGUACCUCCUCCUCCUCCUCAUCAUCCUCUUUCUCUCUUCCCUGUCUUUUCCUCCUCAUCUCCUCAUCAUCAUCCUCUCUCUCUCUCUUCCCUGUGUGUUUUCCUCCUCCUCAUCCUCUUCCUCUCUUCCCUUUGUCUUUAAGUAAAAUUCAGGUUUGUCUAUGUUGUUAUUAUUAUUAUUAUUAUUAUUAUUAUUAUUAUUGUUAUUAUUGUAACAUUCUAAACUUUUCUAUAAGGAUUAAAUUUUGAUAUAUUGA